Vicia villosa (hairy vetch) is the source of this 2966-nucleotide messenger RNA. RefSeq lists its product as uncharacterized. The record is from RefSeq and is a predicted model, not a curated record. The coding region runs from base 1065 to 2177 and encodes 370 amino acids. The transcript has a single exon. Lineage: Eukaryota; Viridiplantae; Streptophyta; Magnoliopsida; Fabales; Fabaceae.
CCUAGUGUGUAAGCACAACAAUGAACUGCGGCGAACCCUCAGACGACCUAUCUAAGAUUAGGGGGGAGAUCCUUAGUAGUGGUGACCCUUUCACUCUUCCACGGACUGAUACAUGUACCGAAUGCUCAUACGGGAAAGUCGACUCCUGGGUCUGGAACGAAGUCUCCGAUAAAUCCUUUCUUUCUCGUCCACUCAGGGGGGUGCGGACACACCAGCGCGGAUUACAGGUGACGGUUACAAGAAUGGCAGGGAAGUUAACAGUACCCGACGACAUUUAGGGAUGGAUGUAGACCCAUCGGGCGGGGAUAAUCAUUUUGGUCCUGGGAGAGGUGGCGACCAUUCUCAAGAACUGAGCUGAGGGAAGCCUUAUGAGUCACUGAAACGACGGCUAGGGGGCCUUGAUCUAUCAAUAGAGGGAGCAAAAAACGGGCUUUGCUCCCCUUUACAAUAUGAAGAAAGAAAUAAGGGUCAAAGUUUAGACCGCUUACAGUAGUUCUACCUAUAGAAAAGAUCAUGAAAGAGGCGAUCAGAAUGGUACUCGAAUCCAUUUAUGAUCCCGAGUUUCCAGACACAUCGCACUUCCGCUCGGGUCGAAGCCGCUACUCGGCCCUAAGACGGAUCAAGGAAGAGUGGGGAACCUCUCGCUGGUUUUUGGAAUUCGACAUCAGGAAGUGUUUUCACACCAUUGACUGACAUCGACUCAUCCCAAUCUUUAAGGAAGAGAUCGACGAUCCCAAGUUCUUUUACUCCAUUCAUAAAGUCUUUUCCGCCGGACGACUCGUAGGAGCUGAGAAGGGCCCUUACUCCGUCCCACACAGUGUACUACUAUCGGCCCUACCAGGAAACAUCUACCUACACAAGCUCGAUCAGGAGAUAGGAAGGAUCAGACAAAAGUACGAAAUUCCGAGAAUAAGAUCGGUUCUAUUAAGGUCAGGUCGUAUUUAUGACCAAGAAAACUCUGGAGAAGAAGCAAGCUUAAAUGCUCCCCAAGACAACAGAGCCAUCAUUGUGGGAAGGGUCAAGAGCAUUCAAAGCAAAGCGGCCUUUCAUUCCCUUGUUUCGUCAUGGCACACCCCCCCACAAGCACCCCCCGGCGAAGGGAGGACCAGAAAACGCCUUUCGUUUUCCCCCAUUCGUCGGCCCUAGCCGCCUUCCUUAACAAGCCCUCGAGCCUCAUUUGCCCCGCCUUCUUCAUAGAAACCGCUGGGGCCGGGUUGGCCAUGAGAGACCUUAUUAAGUAUUGCAAAAGAAAGGGCCUGCUGAUAGAGCUGGGCGGGGAGGCGAGACUAGUUAUCAGGUCAGAGAGAGGUCUGGCCCGUAAACAGGCCCCUUUCAAAAUAAAAACCCAUUAUUUCAUAAGGAUUUGUUACGUGCGAUAUGCCGACGACUUACUACUGGGAAUCGUGGGUGCCGUAGAGCUUCUCAUAGAAAUACAAAAAUGUAUCGCCCACUUCCUACAAUCCAGCCUGAACCUUUGGGUAGGCUCUGCAGGAUCAACAACAAUAGCUGCACGGAGUACGGUAGAAUUCCCCGGUAUGGUCAUUCGGGAAGUCCCUCCGAGGACGACUCCCAUACAAUUCUUGCGAGAGCUGGAGAAGCAUCUACGGGUAAAGCACCGUAUCCAUUUAACUGUUUUCCACCUACACUCCGCCAUCCAUUCCAAGUUUAGGAACCUAGGGAAGAGUAUACCGAUCAAACAGCUGACGAAGGGGAUGAGCGAAAGAGGGAGUCUACUAGACGGGGUUCCACUAGCGGAGACUCUUGGAACAGCUGGAGUCAGAAGUCCCCAAAUAAGCGUAUUAUGGGGGACCGUCCAGCACAUUUGGCAAGGAUCGAGGGGGAUCUCGUUGUUGCAUAGCUCAGGUCGGAGCAACGCGCCAUCAGACGUUCAAGAGGCAGUCGCACGAUCGGGCAUGAGUGUCCGGAAGUUGUCAUUGUAUACUCCUGCGGGUCGGAAGGCGGCGGGGGAAGGAGGAGGACACAGGGCGGGAUCUAUCAGCAGCGAAUUCCCCAUACAGAUAGAGGCGCCUAUAAAAAAGAUACUCCGAAGGCUUCGGGAUCGAGGUAUCAUUAGCCGAAGAAGACCUUGGCCAAUCCACGUGGCCUGCUUGACGAACGUCAGCGACAGAGACAUCGUAAAUUGGUCUGCGGGCAUCGCAAUAAGUCCUCUGUCCUAAUACAGGUGCUGCGACAAUCUUUACCAAGUCCGAACGAUUGUCGACCACCAGAUCCGCUGGUCUGCAAUAUAAUCCCCAAGUACUCCAAGGACUCAAAUAUAGUAAAUCAAGGUGGUAAGACCCUUCCAGAGUUCCCCAACAGCAUAGAGCUUGGGAAGCUCGGACCCGGUCAAGAUCCGAACAACAAGGAGCACUCCACUACUAGUCUAGUAAUUUUUUUUCUAUUAGUUUCGAUGCGAACAUGCGUUUACUUAUGAGAUUCGUUGAGUAGGCUUGCAUGAGUUGUCUGCUAUAAGAUAGCUAGUUUUAGGGCUUUCAACAUAAAUAAAAAAGCCUAUCCGGCUUCGCUAUCGCUCAUGACUUGUAUUGUAGUCGGCCCGAAAUGCCUUUGUAGUCUUUUUAAUGCUAAUGCCUUCUUCCUUCAUUCAUUUUUUUAGUUGCGGCAGCUUCCGCGCCAGCAAGAUACGGACGGCGAAGCCAAAGCAAUACUAAACAAGCGAUAAAAGCCCUAUAUAUUCUAUUAGUCAAGCCUAAACUUAUUGAAAACGAAAGCGCUAACGAGCAAGAAAACGGGAUGGUUGGUUCGAGGACCCGUUGGUCAAAGGAAAGGGGGGUCCUUCUUCCGGGACGGAGCCGUAUGACGCGAGAGUCUCACGUACGGUUCCUUUGAGAAGGGUGUGAGACCACCACCUAUCAGGCCCGACGAGCGGUCCACGGAGCUGCAUCCCUACUCACCUGGUCCAUGCACAUUGCUCUCUCUAGGAGGUUGGCCGCCUAUCCUAGAUCUUC